ACGAGAUCCGAUAUCACCAGGCAACCGACAAGCACAAAUAUCAACGUUGUAACCGCUGGUCGAGAAGUGCAACAUUACUACGUGCUACUGCAAUCAUGUCUUUCGAUCAAUUAUCAUCGCUGGAGUCGCAGCCAACGACUAUGCGACGAGAGGACGACCCGCAAUAUGCAGACGAUCCAGAGUUCCAACGCCUGUCGCAGGAUCUCAUGUCGAAACUGUUCUCAUUGACUGGCAACAUCUCGAGGCUUUCAAACGAAGUUGCGUUAUUAGGCACGAGAAGAGAUACCGAGCGGGUUCGGGAAAGAGUCCACGACUUGCUCGAGGAAUCUAAGGACACUUUCAAAGAGGUCGGCGAAGGAGUAAAGAAGAUUCAAACAUGGGAGGAUGUCAGCCCAUCGCAGAAAUAUACCCAGCAGAAGCUGACGCGGGAAUUCCAAAACAACCUCCAAGAAUUCCAGAAUGUACAGCGACAAGCUCUUGAGAAGCAACGAUCAUCAGCAUCGGCAGCACGAACUGCAUUGGAGGAACAACAGUCACCCAGCGCUGAGGGUAGCAAUACUUUCGGUCAGCAACAAUCGCAAGAACAACUGCGACUGGCUUCGCAGGACGAAGUGGAUUUCCAAGACUCUUUGAUCGUGGAACGGGAAGCCGAGAUUCGAAAUAUCGAGCAGGGUGUCACUGAACUGAACGAACUCUUCCGAGAUGUUGCGCACAUCGUCAACGAGCAAGGGGAAAUGCUUGAUACCAUUGAAGGAAACGUCGAUAGAACUCGAACUGACACCAGAGGUGCGGAUUUGGAGUUGAGGAGCGCUGCGAGAUACCAGAGAAAUGCUCGGUCGAAAGCAUGCUGUUUGUUGCUGAUUCUGGCCGUUAUUCUUACCAUUAUCAUUCUUGCAGCAACUUUGGGAUGAAAUGGAACGGGGUUCUGGGUGUACAUAUAUUUUAGAGGCGUUUGGAGUUUUCGAUGAGCAUACUAGCACCCCUUCGACUUUCAUUUGUUUGUCUACUAUUACAUUGUAUUGAAUGGAGACUAAUAUGGAAGAUGAUGCUGCUUGAAACGGCAACUUAGCAAGUGUCAAAUAUACUCCAGAGAACAUUGUCAAGAGCCCUCAGUUUUCACUCGACUCAAGUGAGCGUCAAUCGACUCAAGUGAGCGUCAAUCGACCCUGAUCUUAAUUAUUCUCUACUGUAGGACAUUAUGAGUUUUACCGGAAAGUUGUACACCUUCGAUAGACAAUUGAAUUCUUGCCCGUUUUGUUUGUGAGUUUGUUAAUGAUUGUCUUUCUCAGGUUGAAGGUUACGCGGAGUUGGACAUUCAAUUCUAGCUCUUACUCUGGGAGAUGAGACGGUUUAGAAUAUGUAUUCAAAUCCAUUCAGACAAUAUAGAAAACUACUGUG
Molecule: messenger RNA, 1398 nt
Organism: Mollisia scopiformis
Lineage: Eukaryota; Fungi; Ascomycota; Leotiomycetes; Helotiales; Mollisiaceae
Product: SNARE domain protein
Exons: 2
Coding region: 96-911 (271 amino acids)
Biological process (GO): vesicle fusion; intracellular protein transport; Golgi to vacuole transport
Cellular component (GO): endomembrane system; SNARE complex; membrane
Molecular function (GO): SNAP receptor activity; SNARE binding
Source: RefSeq, a predicted model, not a curated record